GGCUCGUCUCCGUGUGUCUCUGCUCGGUUCGCUCGUGACGCGUCUCCCGGUAAAAACCCACCGGACUGACGGUUCGUCUCUCCUCUUCACCGGAGCUGCACCGGAGCUGCACCGGAGCUUCAGCGGCACCGCUGCGUCACGGAGCCCCGCUCUCCUGCUGCUCUCUCCGGCCGGACGAGCCGCUGACAGCGCCGGUCCUCAGGAUGAGUCCGGUACCGAGCAGCGGAUAAGGGACCCGGGGACAGGGGAGCAUCUUCCCGGUUGGAGGAGACUGACGCACCGUGUUUUUAAUCUUUUUCUACAAUGUCACCACCAAGGAGACGCGGCUGAGGCUCCCGCUCCGGUCCCCGCUGCCCGGCCCCUGUCAGCUCCUCCUGCCGGUGCGGCUAACGUGAGAUCCGGGAUGAGCGGAACCGGACCUUCCCGUCACUUCUGACCGGGCUUGUGGGGGCGAGGGGUGGAUUCUCUUCGGAUGAGAACCGGUCCCCGGGCCGGAGCGGAGGAGGAGCAGCGGCAGCAGCAGCCACCGGGACCCGAGGUGACAACCUGCUCCCCGGGGGGAGAGAAGCAGCGAGGCGGCCAGAGGACGAUGUGAAGAUGGGCUCAGUGCUCCGGCUCCUGUGGCUCAUCACCGGCUUCAUCCACGGCGGACACGGCCAGGGCGUGUACGCGCCUCCCACAGUGCGGAUCGUGCACUCAGGUCAGGCCUGUAACGUGGAGGAGGAGCGCUACAGCGAGAGGGUUUUCACCAUCAGAGAGGGAAAGACUCUGGAGCUGCAGUGUUUGGUGACAGGACACCCCCGACCUCAGAUUCGCUGGACUAAGACUGCGGGCGGAGCCUCGGAGCGCCAGGGCGACGCCUCCCUGCACAACGAGACUCUGAGGAUAGAAACCAUCAGCCGCCACCAGGGGGGGCGCUACUACUGCAAAGCUGAGAACGGACUGGGGUCACCGGCCAUCCGCUCCGUACGAGUCGACGUCUACUACCUGGAUGACCCGGUGAUCACAGUACAUCAGAGUGUCGGUGAGGCGAAGGAGCAGUUCUACUUUGAGAGGACGGUGUUUCUUCGCUGCGUGGCCAACUCCAACCCACCGGUCCACUACACCUGGAGGAGAGGCAGGAGUGUGCUGACGCAGGGAUCCGACUCGGGGGUGGAGAUCUACGAACCGUUUUUCACACAGGGUGAGACAAAGAUCUUGAAGUUGAAGAAUCUUCGUCCUCAGGAUUACGCCGACUACACCUGCAUCUCCUCCAUCAGGAGCGUUUGUGACAUUGGAGACAAGAGCGCCCACUUCAGUCUGAACAACAGAACAGCUCCUCCCUCCAUUAAACUCCUCCUGGACGACCCCCUGGUGGUGAACCCGGGGGAGACGAUCGCUCUGGUGUGCAUGGCUUCAGGUGGAGACCCUCCCCCCACCUUAACCUGGGUGAAGCCCGGAGGGGAGGAGCUCCCGAAGAGGGGCGUUGUCAAUGGUGGAACCCUGACCAUCCCCGCCAUAACUAUUGAUGACGGCGGCGCCUACAGCUGUGUGGCGUCCAACAACGUGGGAAACCCUGCCAAGAAAUCCACCACCAUACUGGUCAGAGGCCUUCGUAAAGGGCGGUUCUGGAUCACGCCGGACCCGUACCACAACGACGACAACAUCCAAAUCGGCCGGGAGGUCAAGAUCAGCUGCCAGGUGGAAGCCACGCCGCCGGAGGAGCUGCAGUUCAGCUGGCUGAAGAACGGCCGGCCGCUGAAGAGCUCCGAGAGGAUGGUCAUCACUCACACCGACACCGACGUGUCGCUGGGAACCACCAACCUCGACAUCAUCGACCUCAAGUUCACAGACUUCGGCACCUACACCUGCGUGGCGUCGCUGAGGAACGGAGGAACCCCCGAGAUCAGCAUCGAUGUCAACAUCUCAUCCACCACAGUUCCUCCAGAGCUGACCGUGCCCAGGGGGCGCUCUCACCUCAUCGCUCAGGAAGGCGACACAGUGGACCUGCAGUGUCUGGUCUCAGGGAAACCCAAACCCAUCAUCCUGUGGUCUCGCAUGGAGGAGAGCGGGGCGGCGGCAGCAGUGGCGGCGGCUCUGAUGCCGGACGGCUCGGCUCAGACAGAGAGCUACGACGGCGUCCUGAGGAUCAGCAACGUGACGAGAGAGAUGAGCGGGACCUACCGCUGCCAGACGAGUCAGUACAACGGCUUCAACGUGAAACCACGACAAGCUCUGAUCCAGCUGGUGGUGCAGUUCGCUCCGGUGGUGGAGCCGGUGUACACGGAGGUCCGCCAGGCUCUGGGUCGGGCCUUCAGCCUCACCUGCCGCCUGCUGCGAGCGCACCCUGCUCGCCUGCUGCGAUACGAGUGGAAGCUGGGCUCCCGCCUCCUGACUGUGGGUCAGUUCAGUGACCAGAGCGACGACACCAGCUACCACGUCCGCGCUCUCAACCGCGAGGGCUACGGCGAGUACACCUGUGACAUCACCAACGAGGCCGGGGCGGGCCGCUGCACUUUCCUGGUCACAGGGAAGGCCUAUGUCCCCGAGUUUUACUACGACACCUUCAGCGCCCUGUGGCAGAACCAGCCCCAAGUCUACGGCUUCAAGCUGCAGUGGACUCAGAUGGAGCCCAACGCUGUGGACCGGAUCCUGGCCUACAGGCUCGGCCUCAGACAGAUGGGUCAGUCUCGCUGGUGGGAGCAGGAGAUUCCCAUGGAGGGAACCAUCCAGAAGGGGGAGCUCUUGACCUACAACCUGACAAAACUCGUCAAACCUGAGUCCUUCCUGGUCCGCCUCACCCCCAUCACCCGCUACGGAGAGGGAGAUGCCACCGAACGCAUCAUCACAUACAGCGCUCCUGUUAAUCCACAUCUCAGGGUUUCAGGGGCCGAGGCGGCGUUAUGUUUGUUCUCUCAGGACAAAACCGAUGAGUUUGACUGGACGCAUCACAGCGCCGCCUCACGAGACACCAAAUACACCCCCAACACCGGGCCGAGCUCCGACCACACCGGCUCAAGCAGGGGUUUCUACAUGUACAUCGAGACGUCGAGGCCGAGGCUGGACGGAGAUAAAGCUCGGCUGCUGUCUCCCACCUUUAACACGAACUCCAAGAGCUCCAGCUCCGCCGCCGCCGUCAGCAACAACCCCGCCUACUGCUUCGCCUUCUUCUACCACAUGUACGGGAAACACAUAGGAGCUCUGAACGUCUUCCUGCGGCAGAAAGGACAGACGGUGACGGACACCUCCGUCUGGACUCUGGCCGGUAACCAAGGAGACCGCUGGAGACAAGCCAAGGUCAACCUCCACCCAACCACAGCCUUCCAGGUGCUGAUGGAGGGGGUGCGAGGCUCUGGGAUCGAGGGAGAUAUCGCCAUCGAUGAUGUAACCAUCGAGGAGGGCGAAUGUAAAGACCCCCCCCCCAACAAUCUGAGGUCGCUGGCCCCGCCCCCUUCGCCCCAUAUAUGGCAGCUGUGCAGCACCCUGAGUCUGGUUCUGAUUGGCCAGCAGAGGUGACCCCCUGCACCACCACCCCUCUCUGUGCGACACCACGACCUUUAAACCCCCACCCUCACACAUACACCCCAUACAACCCCCCCACCCCAAUCUGAGCUGAUUCUGAGUCAGUGACAAGUGUUAAACAUCAUGUGAUCAUGGAACCUGAAAAAUAAGUUGUGUGUGUGUGUGUGUGUGUGUGUGUGUGUGUGUGUGUGUGUGUGUGUGUGUGUGUGUGUGUGUGUGUGUGUGUGUGUGUGUGUGGGAAGUUUCCUCAGACACUUCUGGGUUAUGUCACUAGGAGGCGCAGUUCCUCCACUAAAGACUCAGUGGUAAACCUCCAGCUCACAUGGAGCUGAGAGCAGGUUAACCCUACCCCCUCCAUU
Hippoglossus stenolepis (Pacific halibut) is the source of this 3860-nucleotide messenger RNA. RefSeq names its product MAM domain containing glycosylphosphatidylinositol anchor 2a (gene mdga2a). Gene Ontology annotation, biological process: homophilic cell-cell adhesion. The transcript has 18 exons. Gene Ontology annotation, cellular component: plasma membrane. The coding region runs from base 598 to 3495 and encodes 965 amino acids. The record is from RefSeq and is a predicted model, not a curated record. NCBI's taxonomy places the organism in Eukaryota, Metazoa, Chordata, Actinopteri, Pleuronectiformes, Pleuronectidae.